AUGGCGCCUACCCCCAUAUCAGAAGACCGUCUGACGUCUGGACACCGGUUGUCGCAUCCCCCACCCGGCGAUGAAGUUCUGAUCAGUGGAAUCUCUGGGUACUUCCCGGAUUCCGAUUCCGUUAUACACCUGCAGGAAAAUCUGUUUAAUAAGGUGGACCUGAUAUCCGGGGACGGUCGCCGUUGGAAGCUCGCUCACCCAGAAAUCCCGCAGAGGACGGGUAAAGUGAAUAAUGUCAAUAAAUUCGAUGCGUCCUUCUUCGGGGUACACUUCAAACAAGCCCACACUAUGGACCCCAUGUGCAGAAUCCUAUUGGAGAAAGCGUAUGAAGCUGUUAUUGAUGCUGGUUUAAAUCCAAAGGAACUGCGUAACACAAAGACGGGUGUUUUCAUUGGCGCCUGUUUCUCAGAAUCGGAAAAGACAUGGUUCUACGAAAAAAUGCAGGUCAACGGCUUUGGUGUUACUGGAUGCUCCCGUGCCAUGUUAGCUAACCGUAUCUCCUACUGGUUGGGAGUGACCGGCCCCUCCUAUACCGUGGACUCGGCCUGCUCGAGUUCCCUCUACGCUAUGGAACAUGCGUUUAGAGCUAUCCGUGAUGGCCACUGUGACGCUGCUAUUGUAGGCGGUUCCAAUCUGUGCCUGCAUCCUUACGUAUCUCUGCAGUUUUCGAGAUUGGGAGUAUUAUCGCCCGAUGGAAGGUGUAAGAGUUUCGACAACAGCGCUAAUGGAUACGCCAGAUCCGAAGCUAUCGUCGUCUGUCUGCUCCAGAAGGCGAAAGACUCCAGAAGAGUGUACGCUCAAGUAUUGCACGCUAAAACCAACUGCGACGGCUACAAAGAGCAAGGCAUCACCUAUCCCGCUGGAAACAUCCAGAAACUUCUUCUCACUGAAUUCUAUGAAGAGUGCUCCAUACAACCAAACACUCUGGAAUUCGUUGAAGCCCACGGCACCGGUACGAAAGUAGGAGAUCCUGAAGAAUUGUUGGCUAUUGACGAAGUGUUCUGUACGGGCCGUUCGGAGCCGCUCAAGAUUGGGUCAAUUAAGUCCAACUUGGGGCACAGUGAGCCCGCCUCUGGUCUUUGCUCCGUUGCUAAGUUAUGCAUCGCCUACAGCACAGGCUACAUCCCACCGAACCUGCACUUCACCAAGAAGCGUGAGGGUGUGAAGGCAUUAGAGGAAAACAGACUCAGUGUGAUCACCGAAAAGACUCCCUGGAACAGGGGAAUGGCUGGUAUCAACUCCUUUGGAUUUGGUGGGGCCAAUGCCCAUAUUCUUCUGAAGAAUGUAGCUCCAGCUAAGGUGAACAAAGGAAUGCCAUCAGAUGACUUACCGCGUCUAGUCUGCGUGUCUGGCAGAACGGAAUCUGCGGUAGCCAAGAUCCUGGACGACCUGGAGUCUAGGACUGUAGACGUGGAGCUGGUGAGGCUGCUGCACUCGAUCCACGAUGAGGAUAUCGGCGGACACGUUGUUAGAGGAUAUUCUUUGUUAGGAUCCACCCCCACGAAGGCGGUGUCGCUGUCGCGCGACAUCCAGUACUUCUCCGGCGUGCGGCGGCCCGUGUGGUUCGUGUACAGCGGGAUGGGGUCGCAGUGGGCCGGCAUGGCCUCCGACCUCAUGCGGAUACCGGUCUUCGCUGCGGCUAUACAGAGGUGUCACAAGGCCCUAGAGCCCAAAGGCAUCAACCUCACGAAGAUCGUCACCGAGAAGGACCCCAAGAUCUUCGACAACAUCCUGAACUCCUUCGUCGGUAUCGCCGCGGUGCAAAUCGGUCUCACUGACGUCCUGAAAACUAUCGGCAUCGAACCGGAUUAUAUCAUUGGUCACAGUGUGGGUGAGUUGGGUUGCGCAUACGCAGAUGGUUGUUUCACAGCUGAGCAAAUGAUCCUCUCUGCGUACAGCCGCGGGCUCGCUUCCAUCGAGACUCCCUUCAUCAAGGGAUCCAUGGCUGCCGUUGGAAUGGGUUAUACUCAGAUCAAAGAAAUCUGCCCCCCCGAAAUAGAGGUGGCGUGCCACAACGGCCCCGACUCCAGCACCAUCUCCGGCCCCGCGGACAUCAUGAAGAGCUUCGUGGGGAAGCUGGUGGCCCAGGGCGUGUUCGCCAAGGAGGUGCCCUGCUCCAACAUCGCGUACCACUCGCGGUACAUCGCUGAGGCUGGUCCCAAACUACUCAAGUACUUGAAAGAAGUGAUCCCGGAACCCAGGGCUCGCUCGGAGAAGUGGGUUUCCACUUCGGUACCACAACACUUGUGGAAGGACCCCAAAGCGGAACUGUCCUCAGCCGAAUACCACACUAACAAUCUACUGAGCCCGGUGCUGUUCGAGGAGACGUCGCGGCUCAUCCCGCAGAACGCGCUGACGAUCGAGGUGGCGCCGCACGGGCUGCUGCAGGCCAUCCUGCGCCGAACAUUACACUAACAUUACACUAACAUUGCACUAACAUUAUGUUUUGUAAAAAAUAAUUAUGAAUCAAACCAUUUCCACAGACUAUACGAAGCCGGUCUGAACCCGAAGCUGGCGGCUAUAUACCCGCCCGUGGCGUUCCCCGUGUCGCUCGGCACGCCCAUGCUCUCGCACCUCGUCGAGUGGGAGCACAGCGAGGACUGGUAUGUGACGUCAUAUAAAGCACAAGAAAAGAUGAAGUCUGGUGAGAGAACAGUGAGAAUGUCCAUUGCUGAUGAAGAUAGUGAAUACAUGGUGGGACACGUUGUUGACGGUCGUAACCUAUACCCCGCCACGGGAUACCUAGUGCUUGCCUGGGAGACCCUCGGCAUGAUGAUGGGAGAGCUGUUCACUGAGGUCUCUGUGGUGUUCGAGAACGUUCGAUUCCAGAGGGCCACUAAUAUUCCGAAAGAGGGCAACUUGGAGUUCGUCAUUAUGAUACAGAAGGGCAGCGGCAAUUUCGAGAUCGUAGAGAGCGGCGCGUCCAUAGUGACGGGGCGCAUCUACGCCAAGAAGAACGUGGGGCGGGAGUACCGCCAGCUGCAGCCGGCGCCCGAGGCCAGCGGGCCCAACGUCAAGCACAUGCUCACCAAGGACUUCUACAAGGAGCUGCGGCUGAGGGGCUACCAGUACAGUGGCCUCUUCCGAGGAGUCAUCGGCUGCAACAUAGAGGGCACCCGCGGGCGGCUCGCGUGGGUCAACAACUGGGUCACCUUCAUGGACUGCAUGUUGCAACUGCGCAUUGUGGGCAACGACACCAGAGGUCUCUUUGUGCCCACCAGGAUCGAGAAGUUGUCUAUAGAUGCGACUAUGCAUUAUGACGCUGUGUCCAAGAUGAACCCGGACUCGAAUAGGCAGUCCUUUGAGGUCAGGGUGUAUCCGGAUGUGGAUGUUAUCAGGGCUGGUGGUGUUGAGAUCCGUGGUCUGCACGCAACACCAAUCUCUAAGAAGAUUCCUCUCGGAAUCCCGGUACUGGAGAAGAAUGAGUUCGUCCCUAACUUUGGAAAGACAAAGAUGGCGAUUGAAGACAUCCUCCGCGCGAACAUCCAACUGAUCCUCGAAAACGUACAAACAUACAAAGUCAAGAGUAUCGAACUGGUCGAUGAGGAAUACAAGAACAACGGCUACGAACCGCUUCUGGAGAAAGUCGGUGACAUGCUCGGUGACCUUCCGUUGGUGCAGCCGGAACUGCUGGUCAUCUCUGAAGAUGCUGUGGAAAUGCCGUCCUAUAUCACUGUUGAGAACAAGAAGAUAUCUGGAGAGUCUAACACGGUGCUGUUCAUUGGUGCUAAUCUGUUUGGAAGGCCUGAGAUCCUACAACAAGCAGCAUCCACCCUCCGGGACAAGUGUUUCCUCAUCUCCCGCGAGAAGACCCGCCCCGACAUCAAGGAGCACUCCGACAAAUACGACAUCCUCACUAUACAAGACACGGGCGUCGAAUACCUGGUCCUCUUCAGAAAGCGAGUCGGUGCCAAGCCGGCGAAGUUCAUCAAAAUCGUCACAGCCGACCAGAGCUACGCAUGGAUAGAUAAAGUCAAAGAGGAACUCAAGCAUGGACAAAAGCUGGUCAUCUAUAGUCAAGAUGAGCCGCUCAACGGUUUGCUGGGUCUGGUCAACUGUAUGCGCAAGGAGCCAGGUGGUGAGAUUGUAUACGGGCUGCUGAUCGCUGAUCCAUCAGCACCAGCUUUCAACCCUGAUCUGGAGUUCUAUGAAGAGCAAUUGGAUAAGGAUAUGGCUAUCAAUGUGUAUCAGGAUGGUCAAUGGGGAACCUACAGGCACUUGCUGCUAGGUGACUUGGAAACAGUCCGCGCCAACCACGCCUUCGUGAAUACAGUUACUAUUGGAGAUCUGUCGUCGCUCAGAUGGCUCGAAGGACCAAUCAGAGAGAACGAAGUAUUCCAGAACCCGGAGCACGUGCUCAUUCAUGUAUACUGCGCAGCGCUAAACUUCCGUGACGUGAUGACGGCCAUGGGGCGUGUGACAGUCGACGCAGUGGCGCGCGGUCGGCUUGCGCAGGAGUGCGUGCAAGGGUUCGAAAUUGUUGGUAGAACGGCCAACGGGUCCCGCGUGAUGGCGAUGGUGAAGAACAGCGGCAUGGCGAACAUGGUGCGCGGCGACCGCGCGCUCUGCUGGAGCGUGCCCGACGAGUGGACCUUCGAGGAGGCCGCCACCGUGCCCGUCGCCUACGGCACCGUCUACUACGCCAUGGUGAUGGUGGGGCAAAUGCAGCGCGGGGAGUCCAUCCUGAUCCACGCGGGGUCGGGCGGCGUGGGGCAGGCCGCCAUCAACGUGGCGCUGCACUACGGCUGCGAGGUGUUCACCACCGUCGGCACCGCAGAGAAGAGAGCCUUCAUCAAGAAGCUCUUCCCGCAGCUUAAGGACAGUCACAUCGGCAACUCCCGUGACACUUCCUUCGAGGACAUGAUCCGCCGCGAGACCAACGGCAAGGGAGUCGAUAUGGUUCUCAACUCGCUCUCAGAUGAUAAACUGCAGGCGUCAGUCCGUUGCCUUGGUUACCGCGGCCGCUUCCUCGAGAUCGGCAAGUUCGACAUCAGCAAUAACACGCCCAUCGGCAUGUACUUCUUCCUCAAGGAGACCUCCUUCCACGGCAUUAUGUUGGACUACAUCUUCGACCAGAGCUUCGAGUUUAGAAAGAGGCUGCAAGAUCUCCUGCUGAUGGGCAUCGAGAGCGGAGCCGUCCGACCGCUCACGUACUGCGUCUUCCAGAAGAACGAGGUGGAAACCGCCUUCCGGUACAUGGCUGCUGGAAAACAUAUUGGAAAAGUAAUUGUGAAGAUUCGUGAUGAAGAACGCACGAACCGUCCAGUCAAACCAACUUCCAUGCCUGUUAAUGCUCUGCCUAGGUACAUGUGCACGGACGCCAUGUGCUACGUGGUGGUGGGCGGGCUCGGCGGCUUCGGGCUCGAGCUGGCCGACUGGCUCAUCCUGCGCGGCGCCAGGAAGGUGCUGCUCACCUCCAGGCGGGGCAUCACCAACGGCUACCAGGCGUCCAGGUUGAGGGCGUGGGCGGGCUACGGAGCGGACGUCCAGAUCUCGACCCACGACAUCACAACAGAGGAAGGUUGCGAGAAAAUGCUCCAAAUGGCGAACGCCAUGGGCCCAGUGGAAGCCAUCUUCAAUCUGGCCGUCAUCUUGAAGGACUCCAUCUUCCAGAAUCAAACCCCGGACACGUUCAGGACGUCGUUCGCGCCCAAAGCGCUGGCCACUAUGCACUUGGACAAAUACUCGAAGAAAUUGUGCCCGAAAUUGAAGGACUUCGUGAUAUUCUCGUCGGUGUCGUGCGGCCGCGGCAACGCCGGCCAGACCAACUACGGCAUGUCCAACUCGGUGAUGGAGCGCAUCUGCGAGUGGCGCAAGCAGCUCGGCCUGCCCGCGCUCGCCGUGCAGUGGGGCGCCGUCGGCGACGUGGGUCUAGUGGCCGACAUGCAGGACGAAGACGUCCAACUGGAGAUCGGCGGCACGCUCCAGCAGCGCAUCUCGUCUUGUCUGCUCGCUCUCGACAAGUUCCUGAAGCAGGAUGCUGUGAUCGUGUCCUCCAUUGUGGUCGCCGAGAAGAAGGCCGGUGGCUCCGGGUGUGGCAACAUUGUGGAUGCUGUUGCUCAGAUUAUGGGUAUCAAGGAUCUCAAGACGGUGUCCCAGCAAGUGUCGCUGGCUGAGCUCGGCAUGGACAGUAUGAUGGCGGUCGAGAUCAAGCAGACACUCGAGAGAGAGUUCGAGAUCUUCCUGACAGCGCAGGAUAUCAGGACCCUGACCUUCGCCAGGCUGGUAGAACUAACAGCACAGCGUGAAGCAGCAGCAUCCACGUCAGUAUCAGCCGUGCCGGUGGCGGCGGAGGGCGGGGUGGGGCUGCGGGUGUUCAUCAGGAACUUCGGUGAUGAGAAGGUGGCCAAUGAGCCGCUGGUGUACAUGCCCACUAUGGUCAGCGAUGGGACUGAGAACGAGAUAACGAUAAACGACGAGGAGCGCGUGAUCUUCAUGGUGCCCGGGCUGGAGGGCUGCGCGUCCGCGCUCGAGCCGCUGUGCAAGCGGCUGCGCGUGCGCGUGUGCGUGCUGCAGCUCGCCGGCGACGCGCCCAGCCGCGACCUCGGCGCGCUCGUCGACGUGCUCUACGCGAACAUGAAGUCUCGCAUAAACCCCGGCGCGCCGUUCAUCCUGCUGGGGUACAGCUUCGGCACCAUGCCCACCUUGCAACUGGCCGCCAGACUCGAAAGUGAAGGGCACAAGGGCACCGUGUUCUGCAUCGACGGCGCCCCCGAGUUCCUGUACGCGGUGCUGACGAUGAACCUCAAUUUCAAAACGGACACCCAGCUGCAGAACAACCUGCUCUGCCACUGCAUCGACACGGUGGCGCCCAACAACGACAUCACCCCCAGCCUCAUCGAGAAGCUCAACGAGAUAGAAUCCUACGAGGAGCGUGUCAAGUACACCGUGGACAUCUGCCCCGUGCAGAACCACAACUACUCCAAGCAGUUCAUCGGCAACAUGGCCGUCGCCUGCUACUACAGACUCAAAAUGGUGAACAACUACCAGCCGGAGGAGUUCGUGAAGAUCAAGUCGCCCGUCAUACUCCUGCGGCCCAAGGAGAACCCGCCGUUCCUCACGCUGGAGCAGAACUACGGGCUGGACAAGCUCACGGAGGCGCCCGUCACGGUCCACUACCUGGAGGGGAACCACAACACCAUACUCGAGAACAAGGAUUGCGCCAACAUCAUCAACAAAGUCGUCAAUAAAGACGCCGUCACCAAAACCUCCACCAACGUCGUCACCAACAUGGUGGAAAAACAGAAGUCCGUUCAAGUGUGAUGUGCACGCGUCGGCCGCGAUUUAACUUAUUCCGUAUUCGAUAAGCACGCACUUAUUUAAGUUAUGUUAAGUAUGGAUCUGAUAGGUUAAGUGUGAUAAGUUAAGUUCUUCGAGCGAAGACCAGUACCGAAACAAAUAUUCACUAAUUAGAUUCCGUUUGUUUAAGAGUUAUAUUUUACUGUAUUUAUUCGUAUUUAUGUACACGGGGGUUUUUUCGGGAAAAGUAUC
Molecule: messenger RNA, 7491 nt
Organism: Zerene cesonia (dogface butterfly)
Lineage: Eukaryota; Metazoa; Arthropoda; Insecta; Lepidoptera; Pieridae
Gene: FASN3
Product: fatty acid synthase
Exons: 41
Biological process (GO): fatty acid biosynthetic process
Molecular function (GO): phosphopantetheine binding; fatty acid synthase activity; 3-oxoacyl-[acyl-carrier-protein] synthase activity
Source: RefSeq, a predicted model, not a curated record